Molecule: messenger RNA, 2428 nt
Organism: Pantherophis guttatus
Lineage: Eukaryota; Metazoa; Chordata; Lepidosauria; Squamata; Colubridae
Gene: CA10
Product: carbonic anhydrase 10 (inactive)
Biological process (GO): one-carbon metabolic process
Molecular function (GO): carbonate dehydratase activity; zinc ion binding
Source: RefSeq, a predicted model, not a curated record
CGUGGCGCUGGCGGAGCGUGGCGGGGUGGCUGGGGCGUCCCGGAGCCCGGUGCGACUGGCUUCCUUUAAACGGGAAUCGGGUGGAACGCGCGUGGCGGAGAGGCAGGCAGGUCGAUCCUAAGGAAGAUCUGGCCUCAAAGCCCGCUUCCCCCCCCCCCCAGGGCUGAGUCCAAAGCCGAGCAGCCUGACCUCGCGGGACUGCGGGCAGAUCGACCGCAGGGGGAGCUCAUCUCCCUGCCGGAGGAGGCGGGAAGAGGAACGGGCUACAGGAGCGUCGGGGAGGAAAACCGAGCUUGAAGAAAAAAAGGAACGUCGGGACGGCGCGGCUGGCGCGGGCGAUGCCUCGCUGAGGUGUGCAGAGUUUGGGGGAAAAACUUGGCGACCCGGUCCCCGAGAAUCGAGACUUUCCGGAGCUGGGAACUGCCGGUCCCUUGGUUUUUUUUGUCUAUGUCUUGUUGGGAGACCUGGUGGAUAUUUCUUGCUUUCCUGAAGGAAGAAGCAGCUGGUGUUGGCGGUUGCCUCCUUAGUCUUUGGCGGACGGCAAAGGAAGAAAAGGGAUCUGGCUUGAGCUGCACAGCGAAGAGAGAGCCUGGACAUGUGUCAGCACAUCUGGGGGAUAGAGGCUGCGAGUCCAAAAGGAGAUUUUCUGGGAUUGUUCAAACGGCAGUAUUGAUCUUUGCUGUGUUUUUUCACCGAGGGAUGCACUUGGCAUGAGAAUCGGAGGAUGGAAAUUGUUUGGGAGGUGCUUUUUCUUCUGCAAGCCAAUUUCAUUGUCUGCAUUUCAGCUCAGCAGAAUUCACCAAAAAUCCAUGAAGGCUGGUGGGCUUAUAAGGAGGUGGUCCAGGGAAGCUUUGUUCCAGUUCCUUCCUUUUGGGGUUUGGUGAAUUCAGCUUGGAAUCUUUGCUCCGUUGGAAAACGGCAAUCACCGGUCAAUAUAGAAACCAGCCAUAUGAUCUUUGACCCCUUCCUUACCCCACUUCGGAUAAACACAGGGGGUAGAAAGGUCAGUGGAACAAUGUAUAAUACAGGGAGGCAUGUUUCUCUACGCCUGGAUAAAGAACAUCUGGUGAAUAUCUCCGGAGGGCCCAUGACAUACAGUCACCGACUAGAAGAAAUACGGUUACACUUUGGCAGUGAAGACAGCCAGGGGUCAGAACAUCUGUUGAAUGGACAAGCUUUUUCUGGGGAGGUUCAACUAAUCCACUAUAACCAUGAGUUAUAUACAAAUGUCACAGAAGCUGCAAAAAGUCCCAAUGGCUUGGUGGUAGUUUCUAUAUUUAUGAAAGUUUCUGAAUCAUCAAAUCCAUUUUUAAAUCGUAUGCUUAACAGAGACACCAUAACAAGAAUAACGUAUAAAAAUGAUGCAUACUUACUGCAGGGACUUAAUAUUGAGGAACUUUAUCCUGAAACCUCUAGUUUCAUUACAUAUGAUGGGUCCAUGACAAUUCCACCCUGCUAUGAAACAGCAAGUUGGAUACUAAUGAACAAACCUGUCUACAUAUCAAGAAUGCAGAUGCAUUCUUUACGGUUACUAAGCCAGAAUCAGCCUUCACAGAUUUUUCUGAGUAUGAGUGAUAACUUCAGACCAGUCCAGCCUCUCAACAAUCGAUGUAUCCGAACAAACAUCAACUUUAGUUUACAAGGGAAAGAUUGCCCGAACAAUAGAGCACAGAAACUACAGUAUAGAGUAAAUGAAUGGCUCCUGAAGUAAUUAAGACACUAAACGGGAAGAAGUUUUCACCUCAACGGAAUGCUACUACUGUGAAUUGAUAUACUACAGAAUGCCCCAGCCCCAUUCAGUCCUCGGUCUUUGUACUUCAUGGAGCCACACUUGAGAGAAAAGGAUGCCAAGUUGGAAAUUCAGCUCAAUGAAAUGUAUUCAUAUGAUCAGUCAUAAGAAAAAAAAAAAGACAAUAUCUGCCAUUCCCAUGAUUACAAUUUUGAUACUGUUUUCCUGAAACUACUAUCGCCCACAAUGAAAAGACUGUUCAGACUUUGUAUAUAUGAACUUCUUCCUCUGUUCCCCUUCUCCCUUCUUCUCUUUCCCAUCAUAACUCCAUUAAAAAGGUGGUUUGCUGCUGCCAUCCAAGUGGAUUUGUGUUCUGUGUGCCAAGUAAUCCUUGGAAAGCUGUCAUAUCACCCUCAUUAUUGGUUACUGGCAAAGCAGAACUAGGGAGAUAGUAAGGGAGAUUUAUUUCUGGAUCAUAGUCUUUCCAUUUGCUUAAUAAUGGACAGAUGCCAAGAUAAGUAUUGUAAAUAGAUCACUGAAGAAUAUAAAGGAAAUUGAAAUAUUUUCCCCCUCAUCACAUACCUGUAGUAGGAACUGCCAAGACUGGAAUUAAUCCAUUUUUCUGUUUCUUGUUUUACAAAGGUCAUACACUGUGUUUGGUUAUUGUUAACAAUUCAAUAAAUGUGUUUAACAAAUUAA